AUGUCGACUCCGUGCCCCAAGAAUGGAAUGCGUCUGAGCGAAGCCCUAGACAAUAUCCAGCUUGCGUAUAAUCCGAUCACUAAACAGCUACAUUUCGUAAGUCCAAGAGUUGAGAAACCAGUUGAAGAAGACGUGGAUAAACUGAGUAAAAAGAGCAGUUUCAGUGAUGAAGGCAAUUUUUCUAUAUCAACGUGCGAGAAAAGUGAUACCAGUGACUCGCCUAAGAGUACUCUGCAGUGGGGUGGUAGUGUGAGUGGCCAUCAGCGUGGGAAAGACGGUGGUUCAUUUUCAAGCACCAUAUCUAGCCUCUCAGAAUGUUCACUGGGAUCUAGUGGGUCUAAGGAAGAUGAAUUUCCAGAUAUCUCAAACUCUGAAGCUAAGUUGAAGAAAAAGGGGUUAUCUGGCUUUUUUAGCAGGUAA
Molecule: messenger RNA, 420 nt
Organism: Leptosia nina
Lineage: Eukaryota; Metazoa; Arthropoda; Insecta; Lepidoptera; Pieridae
Source: the annotation of a GenBank genome assembly